Messenger RNA from Solanum tuberosum (potato), 550 nucleotides. RefSeq names its product putative B3 domain-containing protein REM15. The record is from RefSeq and is a predicted model, not a curated record. Bases 1 to 486 code for a protein of 161 amino acids. The transcript is spliced from 4 exons. Lineage: Eukaryota; Viridiplantae; Streptophyta; Magnoliopsida; Solanales; Solanaceae. Gene Ontology annotation, molecular function: DNA binding.
AUGUUGUUGUUUCAAUUAACAAAACUAGAUUUGAGAGAAAGCCCAUUUCUUCAGGCUGAAGUAAAGAAGAAAGAUUUGGAUGCUGAAAGAAUGUCAGAUAAAGAUGCUAUGCUUGAGACCUCGGACGUGAGUACUCCUAAAUCACAAGAAGCUGCUGAUGCCAACCCUCAUUUUAUAUCUACUAUUAAACCUUACACCCUCAGAUUUCCUGUUUUGUAUCUUCCAAUCGCUUUUGCAAAAUCAAAUGGCUUGCUGGAUAAACGCGAGUUGAUUAUCAUGGAUGAAAAACGGAGAUCAUGGUCAAUGUGCCUUGGGCAAAUUGACAAGCGCCACUUUGGAAUUAAAAAGGGAUGGCGAAAGUUCAUAGAAGCCAACGGUGUUCAAGUAGGAGAAACUUACAAGUUUGAACUCAUCAACAAUGGCAAAAUACCUAUAGUUCAUUUCCAUUGUAAAUAUGAAGCAAUUGGUGAUGGGAAAGGAAACUAGGCACUAAAGCUAGUGGAUAUAAUGUUUUUGGAUCUACUACAUUUUGCUAUAUCUUAAAAAAAAU